Arabidopsis arenosa is the source of this 3299-nucleotide messenger RNA. NCBI's taxonomy places the organism in Eukaryota, Viridiplantae, Streptophyta, Magnoliopsida, Brassicales, Brassicaceae. The record is from the annotation of a GenBank genome assembly.
GCAACAUUCUUCGUCGGAAAGCUUCCCGGAGAUAAUUCUUAACCAGCUCUACAUACUCAAAAAUGGAGUUCUUCCGCAACUAAAAUCUGUACAACGGAGAAGAGGGUCGAAGAAAGAUGUAUAAAGCACUGAUUUUUUCAGUCUUGUUGGUGUCGGUGGUAGCUCCGGUGAGAUCUCUAGACCCGCCUUUAAACGACGACGUUUUGGGGCUCAUUGUAUUCAAAGCCGAUUUACGAGAUCCAGAGCAAAAGCUAGCUUCUUGGAACGAAGAUGACUACACUCCUUGUAGUUGGAACGGAGUCAAAUGCCAUCCGAGAACCAAUCGAGUCACUGAGUUAAACCUAGAUGGCUUCUCUCUGUCUGGUCGAAUUGGUCGUGGGUUACUUCAGCUCCAGUUUCUUCAUAAGCUCUCUUUGUCAAACAACAAUCUCACGGGAAUCAUUAACCCUAAUUUGCUGCUGAGCCUUGUUAACCUUAAAGUUGUCGACUUGAGUAGCAAUGGCUUGUCUGGUUCGCUUCCUGAUGGCUUUUUCAGGCAAUGUGGGUCAUUAAGAGUUUUAUCUCUGGCGAAGAACAAGCUAACUGGGAAUAUUCCGGUUAGUAUAAGCUCGUGUUCGUCUCUUGCUGCUUUAAACUUGUCCUCGAAUAGUUUCUCUGGUUCUAUGCCUUUGGGGAUCUGGUCUUUGAACACUCUAAGAUCACUUGAUUUGUCAAGAAAUGAGUUAGAGGGAGAGUUUCCGGAGAAGAUAGACAGAUUGAACAACUUGCGUUCGCUUGAUUUGAGUAGAAACCGGUUAUCAGGUCCUAUUCCUAGCGAAAUCGGAAGCUGUAUGCUGCUGAAGACUAUUGAUCUGAGUGAAAACUCUCUAUCAGGUAGCGUACCAGAUACAUUUCAGCAGCUUAGUUUGUGCUAUUCUCUGAACUUGGGAAAGAAUGGGUUAGAAGGUGAAGUUCCAAAGUGGAUUGGAGAAAUGAGAAGUCUUGAGUAUUUGGAUCUUUCCAUGAAUAAGUUUUCAGGGCAUGUUCCAGACUCCAUAGGCAACCUUCUAGCACUGAAAGUUCUCAACUUUUCUGGGAAUGGGCUUAUUGGUAGCUUGCCGGACUCAACAGCCAACUGUAUCAAUCUCUUGGCCUUAGAUUUUAGUGGGAAUUCACUUAAUGGAAAUCUUCCCGUGUGGAUAUUUCAAGAUGAUUCUCGUGAUGUUUCUGCAUUAAAGAGUGAUAAUUCCACUGGAGGUAUCAAGAAGAUCCAGGUGUUGGAUCUCUCCCACAAUUCCUUCUCUGGCGAGAUUGGAGCUGGUCUAGGAGAUCUUAGAGACUUGGAGGGUUUGCAUCUGUCCAGAAACUCUCUUACCGGCCCCAUCCCCAGUACCAUUGGGGAACUAAAGCACUUGGGCGUCCUUGAUUUGAGUCACAAUGAGCUUAGUGGAACGAUUCCUCGAGAAACUGGUGGAGCUGUUUCUUUGGAGGAGUUGAGACUAGAAAAUAACUUGCUGGAGGGACAUAUUCCAUCUUCCAUCAAGCAUUGCAGUUCCCUUCGGUCUUUGAUCCUGUCACAUAACAAGCUGAUAGACUCAAUUCCACCAGAACUCGCGAAACUUACCAAACUCGAAGAAGUCGACUUGUCAUUUAAUGAACUGACCGGAACGCUUCCUAAACAGUUGGCUAAUCUCGGCUAUCUCCACACCUUCAACAUAUCUCAUAACCAUCUCUUUGGGGAACUGCCUGCAGGUGGAAUCUUCAAUGGUUUAUCCCCAAGUUCAGUAUCAGGAAACCCAGGAAUUUGCGGUGCUGUUGUCAAUAAGUCUUGUCCCGCUGUCUCCCCAAAACCGAUUGUGUUGAAUCCUAAUGCAACUUUCGAUCCUUACUCGGGUGAAGUAGUGCCUCCUGGUGCUGGUCACAAAAGGAUACUCCUUAGUAUAUCUUCUUUAAUAGCCAUUAGCGCUGCUGCAGCCAUUGUGGUUGGUGUAAUAGCCAUCACAGUACUUAAUCUGAGAGUGCGCGCAUCAACGGUUUCAAGAUCAGCUGUACCACUCACGUUCUCAGGCGGAGAUGACUUCAGCCGAUCUCCCACUACUGAUAGCAACUCAGGGAAGCUGGUGAUGUUCUCUGGUGAACCUGAUUUCAGCACUGGAACACAUGCUCUGCUGAACAAAGACUGUGAGCUCGGUCGAGGUGGAUUUGGAGCAGUCUACAGAACAGUUAUCAGAGAUGGGUAUCCUGUAGCUAUCAAGAAGCUCACUGUCUCAAGUCUUGUCAAGUCUCAGGACGAAUUCGAAAGAGAGGUCAAGAAACUUGGAAAACUCAGGCAUUCAAAUCUGGUUAAACUCGAAGGAUAUUACUGGACAACUUCUCUUCAGCUUCUGAUCUAUGAGUUUCUCUCUGGUGGGAGUUUAUACAAACACUUGCACGAAGCACCAGGAGGUAGUAGUUCGCUUUCUUGGAAUGAUCGGUUCAACAUUAUCCUUGGUACAGCGAAAUGCUUAGCCUACUUGCACCAAUCAAACAUCAUCCACUACAACAUCAAAUCGAGCAACGUGUUGCUAGACAGCUCUGGUGAGCCUAAAGUAGGAGACUACGGAUUAGCGAGGCUGUUACCCAUGCUAGAUAGGUACGUGCUGAGCAGCAAGAUACAGAGUGCUUUGGGAUACAUGGCUCCAGAGUUUGCUUGUAGAACGGUGAAAAUAACAGAGAAAUGCGAUGUUUAUGGAUUUGGAGUCUUGGUUCUUGAAGUGGUUACUGGUAAAAAGCCUGUGGAGUAUAUGGAAGAUGAUGUUGUGGUUCUGUGUGAUAUGGUGAGAGAAGCUCUUGAAGAUGGAAGAGCAGAUGAAUGUAUUGAUCCGAGGCUGCAAGGGAAGUUUCCGGUAGAAGAAGCGGUUGCAGUGAUAAAGCUAGGGCUCAUUUGCACUUCUCAGGUUCCAUCAAGUAGACCACAUAUGGGAGAAGCUGUUAACAUAUUGAGGAUGAUCAGAUGCCCUUCAGGGAGCUCAGAUGAGUUGGGUUCGAGUUGAAAAGAAAGUAAAAACUAACAUGUUUGUUCACCAAGUUCCGGCGAAGAGGAAUCCGGUUUGUUCAUUUGGGGGUUGUAAGAGAGAUCCUUGUUUGUGUUUGUUUUUGAUAAUCUCUUAUGUGUUAUCUUUUGUGUCUGUUAGUUUCAGUUUCAAUGUUUGUAGCUUCUAUUUAUUGUUCUUAUAACAAUUUUAGGGUUGUAUCGGAUUUGUCUUCACCGGGUUCCAUAAUAUGGGACUCUUUUGAUGAAAUCUUUACUUAUUAUUAUGAAAGAAAGCCUCUAGUCUUCA